Glossina fuscipes is the source of this 1060-nucleotide messenger RNA. Its product is annotated as ER membrane protein complex subunit 2-like. Gene Ontology annotation, molecular function: protein binding. Bases 96 to 977 code for a protein of 293 amino acids. The record is from RefSeq and is a predicted model, not a curated record. Gene Ontology annotation, cellular component: EMC complex. The transcript is spliced from 5 exons. Lineage: Eukaryota; Metazoa; Arthropoda; Insecta; Diptera; Glossinidae. Gene Ontology annotation, biological process: protein folding in endoplasmic reticulum.
GGUAACACUGUCCGCAUAUUUAAUAAAUAACUAGAGCAAAAUUGAUCAGCAGGAAAACUAUUACAAUUUUUGAAAGGAAUCUUUGGACUAAGAAAAUGUCCUUGAAUUAUGAGGAGAUGUGUUGGAAAGAUGUGCGUGAUUAUUUUCGCAAAUGGCGAGAAGAUAAUGAACGCCGAAGUGAUGACGUUAUCCAGCUGUGGGAAGCAGUUCUUGAAGAUAAGGUGAUAAAAACUGGUAAUGAGAAAAAUUUGAUUUUGGAACAAGUUAUUGUUGCUGCUUUGGAUACUGCCCGUUUCGAUAUUGCUGGGAAAUGCAUAAAAGAGCUCAGUUCCGAAUUCCCCGGAAGCCUUCGAGUUAUGAAAUUUAAGGCUAUGCGUUUGGAAGCAAUGGAACGCUAUAAUGAUGCACUAGAAGUUCUAGACGCUAUUAUUGCCAAAGAUGAAACUAAUGCAGCACCCAGAAAACGAAAGGUAGCUAUAUUAAAAGCGAAGGGCCGACGGAUCGAGGCAAUAAAGGAGUUAAAUGAAUAUUUAAAGAAAUUUAUGUCAGAUCAAGAGGCCUGGCAGGAAUUAUGCAAUUUGUAUUUGGCGGAAGGUGAUUAUGCGAAAGCAGCCUUUUGUAUGGAAGAAGUUUUACUGCACAAUCCUCAUAGUCAUCUAAUACAUCAAAGACUGGCGGAAAUACGUUACACUAUGGGAGGUAUGGACAACAUAGAACUUGCGCGAACAUAUUUUUCACAAGCCAUUAAACUUAAUCCUAAGAACCUGAGAGCUUUGUACGGAUUUUAUUUGUGCUGCACUAUGAUUGCCAAUUCUCGCGCGGUGGGUACAAAACGUAAGGAAGCUCAAAAAAUGGCACAAUGGGCUCUGAACCAAACUAGUGUCCUCACAGCGAAACGAUCAACCAUAGAAAACAAUGAGGAACUCAUUGAUGCUUUGGAAGGUGCAUUUGCAAAUUUGGACGUCAAAUCAAUGUAAUAAAUAGAAAAACCAAAGCAUUUAGUUACAAUGUCAUAAGUUUUUAAAAUUAUAUUUAUUAAUUUAAGUCUUUAAUAUGGAAA